GACGAAGAACACAGGUGUAUUUUAUUGAAGGCAUUUUGAAUGCACAGAGAUAUGGUGACGAGAUCCUGAGGCCCAUUGUUGUUCCAUACAUCCGAGAACAUCAGCUCGUGUUGCAGCAGGAUAAUGCACAGUCCCAUGUUGCAGAGAUCUGUACACAAUUCUUGGACGCUGAAAACGUCCCAGUCCUUGCAUGGCCAGCAUUCUCACCGGACAGGUCACCCAUUGAACACAGCAUGUCCCAGUUCUCGCCAACAUCCAUCCAUGGUGGUCACACCAGAUACUGACUGGUUUUCUGAGUAUCGUGUAUGUGGAUUAGAUCAUCUCAUAAAAAAUCUCAUAAAAAUCUAUCUAUCAAAAGGAAUCACGCCAAAAAAAUUGUUUGUCUCCAGGGUGUUGGUGACUAGUAAGUAUGGGUGGCAUCCUCUGUGACAGCGUCACCAGGAAGGUGGCUCGUCUAUGUUAUUUGUAAUUAGUUGUCAUUGUCAUACUUGCACACUGGCAUUCCAUUCAUCCACCUGACAUUUAAACAGGCUGAUCUCUGCUGUCAUCGAGCAUUCUGUCAGCAUCAGGCACACAGGCAAGAGCAAAGGUACCCUUUUCACGUUCACAACUGACUUUUGUAUUCUAUUCUUUGCCGUCUUUAACCCAAUAGUUUGUAUGUGUCACUCCACAGAUGGCAUUUGCUCUUCACUUGUUGUUGCUCUUGUGUGGCAUCACUGGAAGUUGGUCUUUUGUGAUAUACAGAGGUCAAAGUUGUCCUCAAAACUGGACUCAGUUGAACGAACGCUGUUUCAUUUCCCUGGAAGAAAACUUAAGAUUUGCUGACGCUGAGAGUUUCUGCAAUGGUCUUGGUGGCAAUUUGGCCUCCAUCCACAGUGAGCUGGAGAAUGAAGUUGUUCGCCAAGUGAUUCUGGAACAGGCUGGGAAUUUCCAGCGUUCUUGGAUUGGGUUCAAUGACGCGGUUCAGGAAGGAGUCUUUGUAUGGACAGAUGGCUCAACCGUGGAUUUCACUGACUGGGCGAACAACCGACCAAGAACGAAUGACAAUCUAAACUGUGCAGAGAUUAAUUUCAGAGAUGAGUUCUGGAAUGAUGUGGGCUGCCGUGCUCGAAGAGCUUUUGUUUGUGCCACAGAUUUGGGUUACUAAUAUACACAAAUAUUCAAUGUCUCUUUCAUUGUGUUUCAUCUUCUGCACUUUUCAGUUGAUACAGAACAUUUAAAGGAUAUCUCAGUAAUGAAGGUGUCUGCCUGUAAUUGUGUGUGGCGUUUGCUUUUCUCAGCAUUUUGUGUUCAGCUGCGUGGUCAGUGACUAAAUUUGUUUGAUGAGCUGAAACAUUUAAGUGUGACGAACAUGCAAGAAAAUAAGAAAUCCAGAAAGGGGCAAAGACUUUUUCACACCACUGUAUGUCUUGUCUUCGAAACGCUAGUUGUGUGUUUACGUUGUUCAACAUAAACAUGUAGUGUGUCCAGAUUUUAAAUAGGGACGCUAUCACUU
This is a messenger RNA of Dunckerocampus dactyliophorus (ringed pipefish), 1495 nucleotides long. RefSeq names its product galactose-specific lectin nattectin-like. Gene Ontology annotation, molecular function: signaling receptor activity. The coding region runs from base 674 to 1147 and encodes 157 amino acids. The transcript is spliced from 6 exons. NCBI's taxonomy places the organism in Eukaryota, Metazoa, Chordata, Actinopteri, Syngnathiformes, Syngnathidae. The record is from RefSeq and is a predicted model, not a curated record.